This is a messenger RNA of Mercenaria mercenaria, 3012 nucleotides long. Its product is annotated as OTU domain-containing protein 3-like. The record is from RefSeq and is a predicted model, not a curated record. The transcript has 9 exons. Gene Ontology annotation, molecular function: cysteine-type deubiquitinase activity. Lineage: Eukaryota; Metazoa; Mollusca; Bivalvia; Venerida; Veneridae. Gene Ontology annotation, biological process: protein deubiquitination. Bases 185 to 1456 code for a protein of 423 amino acids.
UGCAAAGAGGUCAAGGCCGUAACUUACCCAAACUUGUGAAAACGCCGUGUGAAUAAUUUCAAUAAAAAGGACAGAUUAAAAGAUGAGCAUGUGAAUUUACUAUAUGAAGUAAAGUUUUACUGAGAAAUUAUCAAGUACAAUUGCUGUUGCUGAUCUCGAGUUCAAAAGAUUAGAAAGAACAGCCAUGUCUGCAAGAAGAAUUAAUAAGAUGCGUAAUCAGGGACAAGGUGGUGGAGCACGCGUUCAUUACGUACGCGCUGAUAUUGUUACACAGAAAAGAAAUGAAAGAAUGGUACGAGACGCGUACAGACGUGAACAUAAAAUGAGUUCUUACUUGGCUGAUGAUGAGAAUUUUCCAAGUUUCCGCACUCAGUUGGCAAAACUUGGAUUAGAGUUGAGAGAUAUACCAGGUGACGGUAAUUGUUUAUUCCGAGCACUUGGAGACCAGUAUGAAGGACAUGUACGCAACCACUUCCGUCAUCGUCAAGAUGUUGUUAAGUAUAUGACUGAUCAUAAACAUGACUUUGAGCCGUUCCUCAGUGAUGAUACCACAUUUGAAAGACACAUUUCCGGACUUCAGAAGCUUGGAACAUAUGCAGGAAAUGAUGCAAUAGUAGCUUUUGCUAGACUACAUGAAGUGAAUGUGAUCAUACACCAACUCAGUUCACCUUUCUUGAUGAUCCAGGGAGUAAAUGUAAGUUCGCCAACAACGAGACAACUUCAUAUAGCCUAUCAUAAUGGGGAUCACUACUCAAGUGUUAGAAAAUGUGGCGAUAAUACAGAAUCUCAGACCAACAUCCGAUUAAAGCUUGGUGAGGAUGACCUGAAAACAGCUAGGACAGAUUUUGCAAGUGGUAACUAUAGUGAUGAUGGAGUAGUGAGGGCCGUUAGAGACACUGUACGUCUUGCAGAGGAAGUCAUGAAUGCAACAGGAUGUUCUGAUGAGCAGAGAGUGUUAGAAUGUCUCACCGACUGUGAUUAUGAUGUUGAUGCUACAAUAGCCUAUGUUCUACAGACAAUGGAAACCACACAGGACUUCAGAGAUGACACUACCUCGUUAGCCUCGCAGAUGACCUCCACAGAUAGCGGAAUAUGGUCCGAGAGUAGUAAUACACCUACAAAACAUGAGGUCAAGGUCAAUUCCACCGCUAAUCACAAUGGUUCACAGGUCAAAGGUCAUGGUAGAGAGGAUAGUUACGGAGGCAGUUCUGGUUAUGGUUCACUAAAUAGCCAGGGUGGAGCCAGACCGAAAGAGUUUCAAGAGCCAAAGGCACCAGUUCAACCAUCAAGACCAAAUAGUAAGCAGACAAAAAAGAUGAAAAAGAUGGAGAAGAAGAAGAGAGCAGAGGAAAAACACAAAAUGAAAAUUCAGGGGAUGAUGCCCCAACCCAGUGUUGAUGAUAAUGAUGAUGUUGUAAUGGUUGUGGCUAAAGACCUGCAAAUGGCAAAAAUAUAAAGGUGGAGAAAUAUAGAAUAAAAAAAAUCAAGGUGUGAUACCAGUAUGUCAAAUAAAAAUAGUGUUGGUGAUAGAAAUUAACUAAAGCUAAAGUAAAAUAUAAACGUAAAGAAAUACGGGAUGAAAAAUUUGAAGGUGUGAUACCGGUAUGGUAAAACAAUAUUGGUGAUCAUUAUUUAGUAAUGUUUGUAGCUUUUAAAAGAUCUACAAAUGGCAAAAAAAAUAUAAAUAAAAUGACAUUGUUAAAAUUGUAUUCCUAAGAUAAUCUUCUACUUAUGUGAUAUUUAUGUAUAUGUCUUGCUUAAUGACUGUGAGUAUGUGAUAUACAUUUUUUUGUGACUUCAUGAUGUUUCAGUUUAAUUAUGUGAUAUUACUGUGUAUAGCCUGCUGAAUGAUUAUAUAUAUAAUGUAUAUAUACCCUAUCAAAGGACAGUUAUAGAUAUCUUACACUGCUUAUUAAUCUGUAUAUGUUGUAGACAUGUUACACUGCUGAUUAAUCUGUAUAUACCGUAUCAAAUGGCAGUUGUAGACAUGUUACACUGCUGAUUAAUCUGUAUAUCCUACCAAAAGACAGUUGUAGACAUGUUACACUGCUGAUUAAUCUGUAUAUGUUGUAGACAUGUUACACUGCUGGUUAAUCUGUAUAUAUCCUAUCAAAUGGCAGUUGUAGACAUGUUACACUGCUGAUUAAUCUGUAUAUCCUACCAAAAGACAGUUGUAGACAUGUUACACUGCUGAUUAAUCUGUAUAUGUUGUAGACAUGUUACACUGCUGGUUAAUCUGUAUAUAUCCUAUCAAAUGGCAGUUGUAGACAUGUUACACUGCUGAUUAAUCUGUAUAUCCUACCAAAAGACAGUUGUAGACAUGUUACUCUGCUGAUUAAUCUGUAUAUGUUGUAGACAUGUUACACUGCUGGUUAAUCUGUAUAUAUCCUAUCAAAUGGCAGUUGUAGACACGUUACACUGCUGAUUAAUCUGUAUAUACCCUAUCAAAUGGCAGUUGUAGACACGUUACACUGCUGAUUAAUCUGUGUAUACCGUAUCAAAUGACAGUUGUAGACACGUUACACUGCUGAUUAAUCUGUAUAUCCUACCAAAUGACAGUUGUAGACAUGUUACACUGCUGAUUAAUCUGUAUAUCCUACCAAAUGACAGUUGUAGACAUGUUACACUGCUGAUUAAUCUGUAUAUACUGUAUAAAGGGACAGUUGUAGACAUGUUACACUGCUGAAUGAUAUGUAUAUACGCUGUCAUAUGACAGUUGUAGACAUACUUUAUGUAUAUACCCUAUCCAGUAACACUUGUUGACAGUUCCAGUGUGUAAAUACCUUACUGAAUGAUAUGUAAAUACCUUAUCAAAUGAUGAUUGUAGAUAAAUUAUGUAUGUGAAUAAAUGUAUGUCAGUGUAUACAUAACAUGAUUUGACCCAGAUGAAUGCUGGCUUUGUACAUAUGUUAUGAAGAUAUGUGUACAUUUCUAAAUGACAGUUUUAUACACAUGUGUGUUGAUGCACAGAAGUAUUAUAACUGUAAAUAAAUAAGCAUAUGCUGCAUUUUC